This is a messenger RNA of Osmerus eperlanus (European smelt), 1315 nucleotides long. RefSeq names its product F-box only protein 44-like. The transcript is spliced from 6 exons. Gene Ontology annotation, cellular component: cytoplasm; SCF ubiquitin ligase complex. Lineage: Eukaryota; Metazoa; Chordata; Actinopteri; Osmeriformes; Osmeridae. Gene Ontology annotation, biological process: glycoprotein catabolic process; SCF-dependent proteasomal ubiquitin-dependent protein catabolic process. Gene Ontology annotation, molecular function: protein binding; ubiquitin protein ligase activity. The record is from RefSeq and is a predicted model, not a curated record. The coding region runs from base 223 to 1083 and encodes 286 amino acids.
GAUUCAGCUAGUGUGUUUUGACAGUUUACUUGAAUUUACAAGAGGAAGCCUCUCGUGGUGAAGUGCACGAGUUUUUUUUUUUCUCUCGACUAAAUCGAUAUUACUUUCAAUUUAACAUCACUUCCGCAUAAGCUAAUGCUUAAUGCAUUGUGGGGAUUUCUCAAGACGGUUCUAUCAUACGUUAUUUGACCAAAAUCAAAUAUUUUGGUUAAUAUAAGAGCAAUGGGCCAGUCUUACAGUGCGCAGUGCAAUUUGUCUGAGGUGCCAUGUCUCCCGGGAAAAUACACAGGUCCGGUUCCUGCAGUCCCUUUCGAGAUUCUGGAAGAGAUCUUCCUGAAUCUUCCACCACAACAGGUGGUAUAUGUAUGCCGCUUAGUUUGCCGUGAGUGGAAAGAUGUUGUCGACAGUGAUUCUCUAUGGAGAGAAAGGUGUCGGAGAGAGGGAUAUAAUUUGUGUGAUACCAAAAGACUACCCAAAGACUGGCGAUUCUUCUACUUCUUACGUAGGAAGAGACGCAACCUUCUGAAAAAUUCCAGAGCAGAUGAAAGUUUUAAUGGCUGGCAGAUUUUGGAGAAUGGCGGAGAUAAAUGGAAGAUUGAGACAGUGGGAAAUCCACCUCUUCCUGAUGACACAGUCCAGAAAUACUUUGUGACAUCUUACCACACCUGCAAGAAGUGUCAGCUGAUUGACUUGGCCAAGGAGGGUUACAAACCAUCUUUGAUGGAUGAGGUCCAGCCAGAUAUUGUUAUAUCUGAUUGGUAUGCUCCACGCUUUGACUGUGGCAGUCUGUAUGAGAUCUGUGUUCAAGUGCUGGAUAAGAAGAAGGUUCCAAUACAGACAUUCUCCCCAGAUACUGUCUGUUUUCAGCAAUGGAAUGAUCAGACAUGGAAUCAGAUGACUCAUGUGUUUAAGGACUAUGGACCAGGAGCUCGAUUCAUCCGCUUCACACAUGGGGGCAGAGACACUCAGUUCUGGGCGGGAUCGUAUGGAAUUCGUGUCACCAACAGUAGUGUGGAGAUAUGCCAUUCAGUGGACAGAGAGCUUCCACUGGAACUCCCAUCCCAUGUCGCCAAUCAUCUUUGACUACUUCCACACAGUUAUUCCCCAAAGACAACCUGAAUGUCACUUUAGGCUUGUUAGCUAAUUUCUGCCUUAAGAAACACCCUUUUGUCUAAUCACUGUGGAAACAUUCUAAUACUGCAUCUAAACAAAUUAAUGUGUCUGUUUAAGUAUUAUAUAUUUUAUAUAAUAUGUGGGAGAAGUUUGUGAGAAAAAGGACUGUUAUACCAAAGAAAUACAGACGAUGAAUCAUACA